GUUUGCUUGCUUUUUUAGUACUUUUUAUUUAAUUAUGCAAAAGUUCGGAAAAUGAUAAAAUCGUAGAAAUCUAUAUAUUUGCGUAUAAUUAUUAUAUAAAUUUCCUUCAAGACCAAAGAUACAACUAUUAUAUUAAUGUAGUAAGACCGCUUGUGUGAAUAGCAAGAUGAUCAAAAAUUUUACAGUUUUCAAAAGAAAACUUUCCCAUGUAUGCAAUUUGAAACCAUAUAAAGACACUAAAUGGCUUAUGCCGAACGGGAAUCCUACCGGAUUGUUUGUGUAUAACUGUGUAGCAGAUCAAAAAGUUCCUGUGAUACUUAGUGAUCCACACAUCGCUACAUGGUACUCCUGUGGUCCAACAGUGUAUGACUCUGCACACAUUGGGCACGCAAGUUGCUAUGUAAAAUUAGACAUUGUCCAACGGAUAUUAAAAUCAUUCUUUAACAUAAAGCUAGUCACUGCCAUGGGAGUAACAGAUAUUGAUGAUAAGAUCAUCAAAAGAGGCAAAGAAACUAAUACAAAUUUUAAAUCAAUUGCUCAGCAGUAUGAAUAUGAAUUUUGGCUUGAUAUGGCCAAUCUAAAUGUAGAAAAGCCAUCAAUAAUUGCUAGAGUGUCAGAUCACAUCCUGUCAAUAGAGCAGUUUAUUAAAAAAAUAAUUGACUCUGAUAUGGCUUAUGUAACACCUGAUGGUUCAGUGUAUUUCAACACUGCUAAAUUUCCAUCUUACGGCAAGUUACAGAAAAUGCAAGAUUGUGGGGAACCUUUAAGUGUAUUAAAGAGAAAUAAAAUGGACUUUGCUCUGUGGAAGGGGCCAAAGCCAGGAGAACCAUCUUGGCCUGUUUCUUGGGGAGAAGGCAGACCAGGCUGGCAUAUUGAGUGUUCAGCUAUGGUCAGCAAACUGUUUGGCUCACAGUUGGACUUUCAUGCUGGAGGAGUGGAUCUGCAAUUUCCUCAUCAUGAAAAUGAAGAAGCUCAAUCGUGUGCCUUCCACAACACAUUACAAUGGGCCAACUACUGGAUACAUGUGGGACAUUUAAGUGUUAAAGGUGACUCUAAAAUGUCUAAAUCAUUGAAAAACACAAUUUCUAUUCCUGAACUCUUGGACAAGUAUAGUGCAGAUACGUUCAGAAUGGCUUGUCUUAUGUCAAAUUAUAGAUAUCCAAUGGAAUACAGUGAUCAGAUGAUGCAAACUGCCGAGGAAACAUUGAAGAAGUUUAAAUUUUUCUUAAAAGAUGUCUAUGUUUAUGUUAACAAUAAUGCCCUACAAAACGGAGUCUAUAAAGAUAAAUUAUUAGAUGACCUCCAAAAUGUGGAGUAUCAAAAUCUUAAAUUUCUCAAAUCUGAUUUUGACACAGCUUCUUGCAUCAAUAACUUAUUAAGUUUGAUGUCAAAUACAAAUAAUAUAAUAAAGGAGAAGAAUGGUGAAUAUUAUCCAGUACCAAUAAUACUGAUAGCAGAUUAUGUGACUACAGUUCUGAUGAAGUUUGGUGUUACAUUGAAAGAAAACACAGAAGACUCAGUUUCCAAUUCCAUCAUAGAUACUUUGGUUGAUUUCCGACAUACAGUAAGGUUAAAUGCCUUAACAAGAAAGGACAAAGAGCUACUCAAUGCUUGUGACAUAGUUCGAGAUAAAAUGAAAAUGAUCGAAGUUCAGAUCAAUGACAGUAAUAAAACAGCUUCCUGGGUAUUUACUAAAUAACUGUGAUUUGUGAUCAAAGACACUUGUAUAGAAGUUUUUUUUUUUGUCUUAUGUAAAUAUUGAAUCGUUAAUUAUGUGUAAAUGCAAUUAUGCACUAAGCACUAAAAAUUAAAAUAUGACUCGUUUUU
Molecule: messenger RNA, 1827 nt
Organism: Chilo suppressalis (striped riceborer)
Lineage: Eukaryota; Metazoa; Arthropoda; Insecta; Lepidoptera; Crambidae
Source: the annotation of a GenBank genome assembly